AUGGCGCAGGUCCUGUCCAACUACCCGGCUUCGCUGCCCACCCCGCCGACCACGCCGACCAAGCUCACCAAGAUGCCCAGCCAUGCGUCGUCCGCCGCCACCAAGGCCGCGCCCCCGACCGGCUUCCUCGGCCACCUAACCGCGUCGCAGGAGGCCAAACUGCGCGCCCUCUGGGCCAUUGCCUACAAGUUUGUCGAGGUCUGCGAGGCCGACCCGACCUUUCACGAGGCCGUCACCCUCCAGGACAAGUUUGUCCCGCCCGCCAUGAAGCCCGGUGCGGCCCAGCGCAAAAAGGCCACCGGAAGCGCCUCCGGCCAGCAGUACCCGCCCGCGCUCGUGCCCGAGCUGCUCUCGCUGCUCCCGACCCACGAGCGCAACGUCGACAAGCUCGCCGCCGCCGCCCUCGACGCCCUCGACUACUGGACCCCGCACAUGUUCCGCAUCACCCUGCUGCACACGGUCAAGCAGGAGCACCCGGACGAGCUGGCCCUGCGCUUCCUGCGCCAGAGCCACUGGGACGUCAUCCAGGCCUGCAAGAGCAUGGGCAAGACCAUUUACUGGCGCACCAUGGAGGCCGCCAUUGACGAUGAUAUUCUGCGCCUCGGCGAGGGCGGCGCCGCCGAGGACGAGAAGAAUGGCCAGGGCCAUGCGCGGACGCUCGGCGCCGAGUUUAUGAAGCUGCUGCGCUCAGGCAAGGGCUUCCUGCACGGCAAUGAUCGGGAGGACCGCCCGAUUACCUAUGUCCGCGUCCGGCUGCACAAGGCUGGCGAUGAGAGCCCGGAGAGCAUGGAGCGCUAUAUUAUCUACCUGCUUGAGAUGGCCCGUCUGUCUCUGCGCUUUCCCGUCGAAACUGGUACCAUCUUUCUCGACAUGAGCCACUUUCGCUUAAAGAACUUCGACUUGGACCCCCUCAAAUUCAUUCUCAAGUGUGCGGAGCAGUACUAUCCUGAAUGUAUCGGCCUCAUCAUCGUCCACAAGGCUCCCUUUGGCACCAAAGCCGCCUGGAAGCUGAUCCGCCACUUUGUCAACGCCGAGAUUGCCGAAAAGGUCAAGUUCACCACGGGCCGCAAGGACCUCUUCAAGUACAUUGACCCCAGCCGGGUGCUCGUCGAGCACGGCGGCCAGGACCCCUUCCAGUACGAGUACGAGGAGCCCAACAUGGACGAAAACUUCAAGAUGCAAAACACAAUCACCCGCAACUACCUGCUGCUCGAGCGCCAGAUGCUCGUCGAGCAGUUUGAGGAUGUCACCAAGGAAUGGGUCAUGAACGCCCAGGGCACCGCCCGCGCCGCCGAGGUCAGCCGCCGCCGCGACCAGGUCUGCGCCGACUUGACAUCCAACUUUUGGGAGCUCGACCCGUACGUCCGCGCCCGCUCGCUCUACGACCGCCGCGCCUGCCUCAGCGGCACCGGCAACUUGCAGUACCACCCGCCCAAGUCGGAGCGCCGCGCGCGAGACUCCACGGCCACCGGCCGCCCCCGGUCCAUGUCCAGCUCGAGCGGCGCGCGGUCGAGCAUCAUAGCCCGCUCGGCCAUUGGGUACAGCUCCAGCUCGGGCAUCUCCUCGUCGGGCAUGGCGGCGUCGGUUGGUGCGCGAUCGAGUCUCUCGGCGGCCGGAUCGGGAGGCACAGGCACCCUGACGACGUGUUCGAUUCUGGGGUCACCCGUCAAGGAAGAUCAUUAUGGCGAGAUGGAGCACAUGGAUCUUGGUUCUCUUGGAGACGAUUCAUCAUUUUACUCUGACUGA
Messenger RNA from Cordyceps militaris CM01, 1746 nucleotides. RefSeq names its product CRAL/TRIO domain protein. The coding region runs from base 1 to 1746 and encodes 581 amino acids. The transcript has 3 exons. The record is from RefSeq and is a predicted model, not a curated record. Lineage: Eukaryota; Fungi; Ascomycota; Sordariomycetes; Hypocreales; Cordycipitaceae.